AUGCGUUUUGCAUGGUUUGCCCCUAUGCUUUUGGCGAGCAUUGUUGUAGCCAUAAAACCUGCAACUGUCAGGGUACCAAGGGACGUCCUCCACGAUUUGAAAACCAUCGCGCAUGACGUCGGCUCAUCUGUGGCCAUCGCUCGUGCAAGACAGGCGAGACAAGCGUUCCCCGAAGAUCUCUUUGAUCAUCUUGCACUGGACGACAGUCUUGAUAUUCCCGUCCCGCAGAACAGUGCACCGGGAUCGCCGUUCUUCUGA
Messenger RNA from Fibroporia radiculosa, 258 nucleotides. RefSeq lists its product as uncharacterized. The transcript is spliced from 5 exons. Bases 1 to 258 code for a protein of 85 amino acids. Lineage: Eukaryota; Fungi; Basidiomycota; Agaricomycetes; Polyporales; Fibroporiaceae. The record is from RefSeq and is a predicted model, not a curated record.